UUGAGGGUCUCCUCCCUACCUGUCUCUCCAGGUGAGCCCGGGGCUCCACACUGAGUGCUAACAUGCUUCGUCAGUCCGAGCCGACCAGCAGCACCCUGCAGCUGGUGGCCAACGACAUGACGGGCAUCAUGGAUAAGCUGGACGACCGAGAGCUGGACCUGGAGGAUGGAGAGUUUGACACCCCGGACGCUCACCUCUCAGCCGAGCGUCUUCCUUUCAAGGCGAUCUACAACAUGGUGGCCUUCAAAGAGUCGGAGGCCAAUGUCUUCCUGUCGUCUCCGAUCACCGCUAAGAUCCUAGAGGUGGAGCGCUUCACCUCGGCUCAGGACCGCUUCAACGUCACCGCGCAGAGGAGCGUCAACAAGUCGCUGCCGGCGGUGUUUAAGAUCGAGAUGAAGCACGGGGAGUUCACGUGGCUGGUGAAGAGGAAGGAGAAACACUUCAUGGAUCUGCACAGAGAGCUGCGGACGUACAAAACCUUCAUGAGGCUGCCGCUGCCCAAACGCAGGUCUGCGUUCUCCCCUUCUGGAAUAACCAACACGGUGAAGAGGCAGGCGGUCACAAUGAGCGAGGGGGAGCAGAUGCCGAACCUCCCCCGAGUGGGAGGAGACGAUCUGGAGAGGGAGGACCAGGUCUCCAGCCGAAGGAAACAACUGGAAGAUUACUUGAAUAAUCUGCUAAAGAAGCCGAUGUACAGGAACUACCACGCAACGAUGGAGUUCAUUGACGUCAGCCAGUUGUCCUUCAUCCAUGAUCUGGGACCAAAAGGCUUAGAAGGAAUGGUGCUGAAGAGAUCUGGCGGACAUCGGAUCCCCGGGCUGAACUGCUGCGGGCGCAGCCGGAUGUGUUACCGCUGGUCCAAACGGUCAGGACACAGUUCAUGUUAUCUUUCUAAUACUCAGACCUGCCUUUUGAUAUUAUAGAGAAACUUCCAGUUUCAACUGUGAUUAGAAUUUAUAACGGAAAUGUUGGCUCUGCUCACAUUCAUCUCCAUUUCCAUAUGAUUAGUUUUUUGUGUUUAUGCUGAUUGUCGAUGUGAAGAUAAUUUCUUUAUGUAAACAGCUUGAAAAAUAUUUCUGAUAUUUCAACUUCCUACACAUGUUGUAAAAUCCUUUAAAACAAAAAUAAAUGGGUUUUAAAAUGA
Notothenia coriiceps (black rockcod) is the source of this 1144-nucleotide messenger RNA. RefSeq names its product phospholipase D1-like. Gene Ontology annotation, molecular function: phosphatidylinositol binding. The transcript has 7 exons. The record is from RefSeq and is a predicted model, not a curated record. Bases 63 to 923 code for a protein of 286 amino acids. NCBI's taxonomy places the organism in Eukaryota, Metazoa, Chordata, Actinopteri, Perciformes, Nototheniidae.